AGGUGUGGCCUUAGCUGUAAACAGGAAGUGACCGCCAGCUCAGCAGCUAACCUGGCUAGUUGAGUUUGCUGUGUUAGCAUGUGAAGCGAGUGCGGCUUGGCAAACUGGGGGGUUGUUGCCGGACAAAGCUGCUUAUUGUUGAGCCGGGGUAAUGUCGACUGUCUUACCGAAGCUGCUUAGUUCUGCAAGUUUGGGACUUGCCAAGCAAUGGUUCUGUUAAGUCAUUAGCGGCAGAUUUUGGUCUGGAGCAGCUUUGUUCAAUUUAAAAGAGGUGACUUUCUUCAUCUGGGUGAAAAGUUUUCGAUGCGUUUGUUUUAUGGAACGCUGACAGAAGGCAGACGGGUGGAGAUCGUCCGUGUCAUGUUGGAUCUUCAUUUGUUGGCCUCAACAUAAGUCCUGCUCACGAGUCUGAGGACUGAGUGGCGAGUCCCAUGAGACCGAUUCCUGAGUAACUGCUCAACAUCAUCUUCGUCGUACCAGCAUGUCUCAGUCCGUCUCGUCCCCCGCUGCGACAGACGUCUCCACAGAACUUACUGUAAACACAACCACAGAAGGGUCAGAGAUCAAGGCACCCCUCACUACCAGCGCCCCCGUCAGCAUUCUACAGGAGGGGGCCGACCCAGUAGAGUUGACACAAAAUAAACUGACACAUGUCAACGACACGGAAGGAGAUCUAGAAGAGGUUGGGUCUACAGAAGGAGCGCUAGGUCAGGACGCGGACGUGUUGGAAAGUUCUUCUGUGGCGACAGCCGACAGUUCAGAUGAGCUGCGAGAGUCCAGCGACUCAGCAUCCUUCUCCAUUCCAAGUUUGGAUAUGUCUGACGGGGUGGCGGCUGCUGGAAGCUGCCAGGAGGCGGACGACGUCUUGUCCUCGUCCUAUUCCGCCUUGAGGGCAGAGGGGUGCUCUCCGUCUAAUGAAGUGGCCAGCCUGAAGGAGGACGACCUGACAGGGUGCAAUGCUACCACAACGGCCACUGCCACCGCCACCGCCACGUCUUCAGAGACCAGCGCGUCUACGCCGGCAUAUUACUUGGUGAAGUGGAUCACGUGGAAGGAGAAAAAGACGCCCAUCAUCACUCAGAGCGAGAACGGACCCUGCCCCCUGCUGGCCAUAAUGAACAUUCUCUUCCUGCGUUGGAAGGCCAAGCUUCCUGUUCACACUGAAGUGGUCACCACGGAAGACCUGAUGGCUCACUUGGGUGAAUGUGUGCUGUCAGUUACACCGAGAGAAAAGACACAAGGCGUGGAGCUCAACUUUCAACAAAACAUGAGUGACGCCAUGGCAGUGCUGCCAAAACUGUCAACGGGUCUUGACGUGAACGUUCGCUUCACUGGCGUGACAGAUUUCGAGUACACACCCGAGUGCAUAGUGUUCGACCUGCUGGACAUCCCGCUGUACCACGGCUGGUUGGUGGAUCCUCAGAGUCCAGAGAUGGCCUCUGCUGUGGGAAAACUGAGUUACAACCAGCUGGUGGAGAAGAUCAUUGACUAUAAACACUCGAGUGACAGCAGUCAAGUCAGCGAAGGGCUAGCGGCAGAGCACUUCCUGGAGACGACGGCGACGCAGCUGUCUUAUCAUGGCCUGUGUGAGCUCAAUGCGGUUGCCAAAGAAGGAGAGAUGUGCGUCUUCUUCAGGAAUAACCAUUUCAGUACUAUGAUCAAACACAAGGGUCACUUGUACCUGUUGGUGACGGAUCAGGGUUUCCUGCGGGAGGAGACCUUGGUGUGGGAGUCUCUGCACAACGUCGAAGGAGACGGAAACUUCUGUGACUCACACUUCCGACUGUGUCAUCCCCCUCAGAGAGGUUCGCCACCCGCCAAGCUGCCGCCAUGUGACCAGCAGAGGCAGAUUGACCAGGACUACCUAGUGGCCGUGUCUCUGCAGCAAGAAGGCGGGGCUUCAGGGCCCUUAAGUGACCUGGAGUUGGCCCGGCAGCUCCAGCAGGAAGAGUAUCAGCAGCAAGGCCCCCAACAGGCAGCCCCUCAGGUCAGCGGUCAGGCAGCUUCACAGCCAGGAGGGGCCAGGAGAAGAGAGAAAGACUCCUCUGACUGUGUCCUCCUGUAAUUUUAGGUCCUCCUCGUCAUCAUACACACUGAUGCCAAACCUUAGUGCUUUUUUUCAUAAUGACUCCGUUAAUGAGAUACUCCUCUCUUUGUUACAUCAUCAUCAUCAUCCUCAUCGUCCAGUGUUGGUGAAGAUAACAAUUUAUGUCAUCAUUUCUAGACGUCCAAUAAAAGAGUUUGAAUAAA
Messenger RNA from Nerophis ophidion (straightnose pipefish), 2250 nucleotides. RefSeq names its product MINDY lysine 48 deubiquitinase 1 (gene mindy1). The record is from RefSeq and is a predicted model, not a curated record. Gene Ontology annotation, cellular component: cytosol; cell periphery. Lineage: Eukaryota; Metazoa; Chordata; Actinopteri; Syngnathiformes; Syngnathidae. Gene Ontology annotation, molecular function: cysteine-type deubiquitinase activity; K48-linked deubiquitinase activity; cysteine-type carboxypeptidase activity. Bases 482 to 2065 code for a protein of 527 amino acids. Gene Ontology annotation, biological process: protein K48-linked deubiquitination. The transcript is spliced from 12 exons.